GUUUCUAGAAUAAAGGCUUUUCUUAUGUAUUUUUAGCAUCAUCACAACCUAGGAUGUUGACAUGAUUGACGGUCGAUAUUUCUCUGUGGCCUAGAAUAGGCAUUGUCACAUGAUUUAGUUUUAUUUGAUUAAGUGAUCGGUGAUCAUCUGGCUCGGAUGGCAUAGCCAUGUCUUCUGAGUGGCGUCCCUUGAAACCUUUUGAUGGGAAUUCCUGCGCAAAAGAAAAUUCUGAGGACGUGAUGGUUACUGACCGCAAUGUUAAGGCCCAGGAGGUUGGCCAGCUCCUCUACGGGAGUUUACAUGGUUCCUCAGGCACAUAUGGCACAAUAUCGACAGCAGACCCAAAGAAGUUUUCAGCCGUUCGCCGGACAUUCUGUCUCAUGGCAUUAUUCGACCUCAUCUUGGCAUUCAUUCUCUGGGUCAUCUACACACAGUUGUCCGGCUUCAGCCCCAUCUCAGUUGCCAUCAAAGAUCAAGUAGGAAAUUAUCACUUUGAUACAUCAUUAUUUGACACAGUGUUGUUAGGUGCAUUUCGUUUCAUUGUCUUGGAGUUAUCGUAUGCCCUGUACCGAUCAAAAAGACCAUGGAUGGUGGCUCUCACCACAUUCCUAACCUGCGUCUUUCUGGUCACAAAAGUAUUUCUGUUCAACUUCACCAACCCUAAAGCAACGGAUCACACUAUGGAGUAUAUUGUUUUAGUCGUUUCAUUUGUGAUGGCGUGGGUCGAAACAUGGUUCUUAGAUUUUAGAGUCUUGCCACAGGAGUUAAAAAUAAGAGAGAGAGCUGCUCUCCUGUCCACGUCUUACCAUCCUCCAUCAGGGACGAACGAGCGCACACCGCUAACACGGGAUAUUCAUGGUCAGUAUGACCACCCGUAUCAUGGACCAGAUACAUACUAUUCGCCAAUAUCUUCAAUGCCUCCCUCCGAUGAUGAAAAUAGUGAAGAUGAAGGAAUUCGUGCUGGUUUCCGCUCAUUACCUCAUUCCCGCGGUCACAGUAGACAGGCCAGUGGUACAUCAGUUAAUACUCUAGGCUUUCAGGAGCAAGUUUAUUUACAAAAGGCACGAGAGGCACUAGAAACAGUGUGGGAUUUAUAUAAACAUUGUGACGAGUGGGUGUUUCUUGCUGGCAACGAUGAAGAUGGCAACGUGUAUGGAAAAUCAGAUAAAAAAAUAGGAAAAAUAUUUAAAUUGACAGGGUAUAUCGACUGUGAUCCGUUAUCCAUGUAUGAAGAAAUGUGCUAUCGUCUUGACGAGUCUCCAAAAUGGAAUCCCACCGUUUUAGAAUGUCGGAUUCUACACAAAGUCAAUGAGAAUACAGAAAUCACGUAUUACAAGGUGCGCGACACCACGGGAGGCUUAUUCACACCCAGAGAUUUUGUGAAUGUCCGCCAGUGGUUGGUGAGAGAAGGGAUAUAUCUAGUCACAGGGGUGGCCUGUGAGUACGCAGAAAUGCCACAGCAGAAAAAUUAUGUUAGAGGAGAGAAUCGUCCAGGUGUUUUAGCAUUUGAACCCAUCCCAGAUAAUCCAGAUGGAUGCAACUUUGUGUGGAUACUCAACACAGAUUUAAAGGGCUGGAUACCUCAAUACUUAAUAGACCAAGCGAUGUCAGGUGUCGUUAUGAAGUACCUCCGUCAUCUGAGACUCCGAGCACUUGAAAUCAAACAGGAAAAAGCGUCACAGUUACCCGUGUGAUAUUAGACAAUCUUGUAGAAGUUGUGCCAGAGAUCUUCUAUGUGAUAUGGAUGUGGAACGCCUGCAACACUUUUGAGCCAUGUUCAUUUUCGGUGCUGAAAAGGCAGGGGAUGAAAACACUGUACUGAAAGUUGUGCAGAUUUUUUUGCCUCGAAGUGAAAUGAAGUGCAGUGUUGUGCAUGUAUGUGCUGAACUGACAGCAGCUCAUUCUAAAAAUACACAAGUUAACGAUUAUCCAAUGUGUUACUUACCACUUUGAACCAGCAUUAUCUAGUGCACAGUUUCUUAAUUUAUCUUGAAAUACUCUUUCCUUUUACCUAUAUUGACCUACUUGUCAUGUCUUAUUCACUCAUUGAAAUACUCAGUCCUGGCCCUAUCAACUUAUGCCUCAUGACAUGCCUCUCUCCGGAUAAUGAGUCACCCUAUAGAAGGUUUUGGUUCAAAGAUAAGUAUUUGGGAUGAUGAUGUUAUAUUUUUAAAUGCAAAAACUAAAUGAAGUCACAUUCAUGUUAGCAAGAAUAGAGAAAGACUACCUAGUCAUCUUUAUUUAGUGUAAAUAUGAGUAAUGUCCAAUGUACAUGAAUGUAGUAUAAAAUGCUUAUGAAGUGCACUAAUUUUUAGGAGUGCUAAUGCUUUAGUUUUAUAAAGAUAAUAAUGUGCCAAUGUUAAUCAUGUGUUCAUAAAGGUUGCAGUCUGCUUCAUCAAUGUGUAAAUAUAGUGCACAUCUCUUGAGUGCAGUGCAUCUCAAGUUGGUACUGUUUCUGCAACUUGAUUGUAUGAAAUCAUCGUAUGAAAUAUGCACUGUACAAAUCCCUUUUUAGUGCGGGAUUCUUUGAGAUGAUGUUUUGGAGACAAUUUCUUACUUCUGUGUAGUUGUCUGUACAAGUUAGUUGGCUUGCGCUGUAUAUCGUAGUCGAUUUGGCCUAUUAGGGGGCUAACAUUUGAUAUAUCGUCGGCAAGUGGUGAAUUGGUUGGGGAGUUGGUAUAUAAAAUGUAAGCCAUUUAAUCAGGUAAAAACAUUAUUCAUCAAAGAAUAAAGAAAACAGGAAACUCGUGUCAAAUUGAAAACACAGUGAUGAAGUGCCAGUUUGGGUAUUAGCCUAGGGCCUAAAAUUGGGUCGAAUCUUGUCUUCAGUCAAAACGUACAAAGGUCAAAAGGACCUCAACCCUUAAAGAGGAGGCACGCUAGUUUUCCUGUUUUCUUGUAUGUGUGCUUGUGAAUUAUGAGUAGCUGUGCGGAACGUAGCCAACGUAUCUAUUGAAACUGAUGCCUAUGUCAUGUUCAAGCUAAGUAUCUUCUUUACAAUGAAAGGAUAUUUCUCGGCAGUUAUUAUUUUCAUACCCAAUAUCUUUUGCAAUCUUUUGCAGUGAAAUUAGUGUGAAAAUCUGUCAUGUCAUGAUCAUGUGUUUACAGGUAUAUGAAUAAAUUAUAAGAAAAUAUCAGAAAAA
Lineus longissimus is the source of this 3143-nucleotide messenger RNA. RefSeq names its product stAR-related lipid transfer protein 3-like. The coding region runs from base 168 to 1694 and encodes 508 amino acids. The record is from RefSeq and is a predicted model, not a curated record. Gene Ontology annotation, cellular component: endoplasmic reticulum-endosome membrane contact site; endoplasmic reticulum membrane; late endosome membrane. Gene Ontology annotation, molecular function: lipid binding. NCBI's taxonomy places the organism in Eukaryota, Metazoa, Nemertea, Pilidiophora, Heteronemertea, Lineidae. The transcript is spliced from 15 exons.